AUGAACCAAACAAAGAACCAAACCAAGAACAAACCCAGGGUAUUCCAGUCCCUAUGGUCCAGCUCCAAUAAACCAUCAACUGCAUCAUACUGCUCCCUCUUUAGCGACUGUAUCCAUGUAGCUACAUCCAGGACCUGUGAGUAUCUUCACUUCACAGACCCAGAUAAGAAGUUCUGGCCAAGCGAAGCGGUCCUGCGGGAGAUCUUCCUAAUGAAUUACAUCCAGCGCAGCUUCCAGCUGAACCUUACCGAUACCUUCAGCUGCACUGUGAUGACUCAUGGACAGAGGUUUCUUUUAGGGACCGAUUGGGUCUGGGCUGUGCUGGAUCCACCCAGUAAAAACCCCAGAAUCCAGAUUGCUGUGCAGGUCCUACACGUUGCAGAGAACACUCAGGAGGAUUAUAAGGAACAUUCCAGUGUAGAGAUAGAACCAUUUGAAGGGACCAGAGCUGAGAGACUGGUGGAGUUCUGUGCUGGAAUUGGGAGGAGCUGCUUUGCUUUGUUCCUCUUCUUUGGAAAUAAGAAGAAUCCUGGGAACAUCUGUGGACUGCUGAGUAACAACCUGCAUCAGGCCCUUGGGAAGUGCGUUAGAAUUGAUCAGAAGUUUAUUGAGGGGUUUUUCAAAGGGGCAAAGGGUUUUGUUACUGCCACUGGGAUGCUGCAUGCGGUGGCUAAUAAGAAGGAAAAUGACCCUCUAACAAUGCUUGUCAAGUUCACAUAA
Messenger RNA from Tachysurus fulvidraco (yellow catfish), 720 nucleotides. It is a transcript of the gene rep15, whose product is annotated as RAB15 effector protein. The coding region runs from base 1 to 720 and encodes 239 amino acids. The transcript has a single exon. The record is from RefSeq and is a predicted model, not a curated record. Gene Ontology annotation, biological process: receptor recycling. Lineage: Eukaryota; Metazoa; Chordata; Actinopteri; Siluriformes; Bagridae.